Messenger RNA from Impatiens glandulifera, 1766 nucleotides. Its product is annotated as glutamine synthetase leaf isozyme, chloroplastic. NCBI's taxonomy places the organism in Eukaryota, Viridiplantae, Streptophyta, Magnoliopsida, Ericales, Balsaminaceae. Gene Ontology annotation, cellular component: cytoplasm. Gene Ontology annotation, molecular function: glutamine synthetase activity. Bases 180 to 1475 code for a protein of 431 amino acids. The record is from RefSeq and is a predicted model, not a curated record. The transcript is spliced from 12 exons.
AUCCGCUAAGGAAGAGCCAAGAACCUCUCCCCAUUCCCAACCGAUCAUCUUUUUUUCUUUCUUUUUAUCGUAUCCUUCUUCUUCUUCUAUUCCCCUCUUCCCUAUAUUCUCUCUUUACACUUCCAAGUCCUGUCAUCUUCCCCCCUGCUUCCUUCUUCAUAGGAAAGAUCUAGUGAAAGAUGGCACAGAUUUUGGCUCCUUCUGUUCAAUGUCAACUGAAAAGUUCCAGGAAUCCCACAACUGCGACUCCAUUAACAUCCAAGAUGUGGAAUUCAUUAAUGGUGAAGCAGAACAAGAGAGGUGGAACCGCUGUCAAGACAUCUGCCAAGUUUAGAGUUGUUGCUCUAAACAGUACUGUCAAUAGGGUUGAAGAUCUGCUCAACUUGGACACUAAACAAUUCACUGACAAAAUCAUUGCAGAGUACAUUUGGAUUGGUGGGUCUGGAAUCGAUUUGCGUAGUAAAUCGAGGACCAUUUCUAAACCAGUUGAACAUCCAUCAGAGCUUCCAAAAUGGAACUAUGAUGGUUCGAGUACUGGCCAAGCACCUGGUGAAGAUAGUGAAGUGAUUCUAUACCCCCAAGCAAUUUUCAAGGACCCGUUUCGUGGUGGAAACAAUAUUCUAGUGAUUUGCGAUACUUACACACCACAAGGGGAACCAAUUCCGACAAACAAACGCCAUAGGGCUGCUCAGAUCUUCGGUAACCAGAAGGUUAUUGAUGAAGUUCCAUGGUAUGGUAUUGAACAAGAAUACACUUUACUUCAGCCUGAUGUGAACUGGCCCUUGGGAUGGCCAGUUGGAGCUUAUCCUGGUCCUCAGGGACCAUAUUAUUGUGGUGCUGGUGCGGAGAAGUCAUUUGGGCGCGACAUAUCGGAUGCUCAUUACAAGGCUUGUUUGUAUGCUGGAAUUAAUAUCAGUGGCACAAAUGGUGAAGUCAUGCCCGGCCAGUGGGAAUUCCAAGUUGGUCCUAGCGUGGGAAUUGAAGCGGGAGAUCAUGUCUGGGCUGCUAGAUACCUUCUCGAGAGGAUCACUGAGCAAGCUGGUGUUGUCCUCACUCUUGACCCUAAACCAAUUCAGGGAGACUGGAAUGGUGCUGGAUGUCACACUAACUACAGUACAAAGAGCAUGAGAGAGGCAGGAGGAUUUGGAGUAAUCAAGAAGGCAAUCUUGAAUUUAUCACUCCGUCAUAAAGAACACAUAAGCGCUUAUGGAGAAGGAAACGAGAGGCGUUUGACAGGAAGACACGAAACUGCAGACAUCAACACCUUUUCAUGGGGAGUGGCUAAUCGUGGUUGCUCAAUUCGUGUGGGGCGUGAGACCGAGCAGCAAGGCAAAGGUUAUUUGGAAGAUCGUCGACCAGCUUCUAACAUGGACCCAUACAUUGUGACGGCUCUGCUAGCCGAAACUACUCUGUUAUGGGAGCCGACACUGGAAGCUGAAGCUCUUGCUGCCCAGAAACUGGCAUUGAAGGUCUAAAUUUGUUUAAGUCUUUCUUCUCUAUCAAAAGAUGUUUUAUGUGAAUAAGGAAAAAAGAAAGAAGAGGGUCAAUCCUGCUUGAGCUCUAGAUAGAUGGGAAUGAUUCUCUCCAGCCAAUGAGAUAGGAGGAGAUUGGAUUCUAGUUUUUUUCUUUCUUUCUUUGUUUUCUGUAUCAUCAAUCACUGUUGUUAUUUUCAUGAGAUAUUGGAUGAUAAUGUUCAAAAUAAUAUGUUCACAUUAUUAUAAAUGUCUAGGACUCCAACUUCUGAGCUCUAAGGUUUUUAGUUUGAA